Myodes glareolus (Bank vole) is the source of this 1119-nucleotide messenger RNA. It is a transcript of the gene Sln, whose product is annotated as sarcolipin. Lineage: Eukaryota; Metazoa; Chordata; Mammalia; Rodentia; Cricetidae. Gene Ontology annotation, cellular component: membrane. The record is from RefSeq and is a predicted model, not a curated record. Gene Ontology annotation, molecular function: enzyme regulator activity.
AUUCUGGAGUGCGGUGUGGGGAGUGUGGGUGCAAGACAGAGAGCGCCUCAUGUUUCAGACAGCCAAAGAUAAUGGGAGAUGAAAUGGAAUCACGUUUUUUACAGCUUCACGCGUUGAGCAGUAAAGUCAGCUCUGCUCAGCAAUUUGUUCAAAAUGCUCUACGGCUCUUGCAUCUCUUCGGAUGUCAUGAAGAUCUUUAUAGUGGUAAAAGUUGGAUCUAAAUCCCACAGGUUUGCACCAAAAGCGAGCUGGGAACAAGAGUUUUCACAAACCUGCAUUGUUAAUUCAAAUCCACAGCCAAGGAAGCAAAGCCUUAGUCACCAUAUUGCCAUGUCCCCCUGAACACCAACAGGCUGGAACCUCCGGAGCUUGUCUCUUUGAGUUGUUUCACCAGUGACAUCACGGUGAUUGCCACCUCCCUCAGACUACUUUAGGGCCUGCCCAGAGUCCCGGAGCUCAGACAGCAGCGAAGACAGCUGGAGUUGGGGAGAGAGAGGAGAAGUCUACAGCAGCCUGGGUGUGUCUGGUCCCUCUUCAGGAAGCAAGGCUAAGCCAGAGGUCCUUGGUGCGCUCUCAGAAGUCUGCCUGGAGUUCUCACCCAGCAACUCAGAAGAUGGAGCGGUCUACCCAGGAGUUGUUCCUCAACUUCACAGUUGUCCUGAUCACCGUUCUCCUUAUGUGGCUCCUUGUGAGGUCCUACCAAUACUGAGGGGCCAUGCUGCACUCCUGGGAGUGACGCCUAUGUGCCCUGAGCUUCUGCUGCUGUUAUUGUCAUGGGAUGCCACUCUUGGCACCGUAGUGUCUCUGACCCACACUCACAAUGCCUGGCACACUGCAGCACUAGGUCCCUUGUGUGCUUUCUAAAGAUGCUGUUCUUGUCAGCCAGUGAGCCCUACGCUUGUUUCCUAGCAAAUGCACUAUGCAGGCCACCAGGUUGAAAUUAAACCAGAUUCCUGAUGAUGCAGAGGAACAACAAGCUCCUGGUCUGUGCCGACACACAUCCCCCCAACCCACUCUGUCUGCCACCAAACCGACUCAAAGCUUCAGAAGACAUGGAUGGGAAAGUCUUUGCCAGUCCCUUGGAUUCUCAUGUCAAUAAAGUUAAGCCACUCAUGAAAA